CAAGCACAAACAAGUCUAAAAACUCAAAAAACGAGACAACACUCUUAUCCAGCUAAUCGUCUACCCUACUAUUGUCCUCUACACCUUUCUAUUUUAAAUAGUAAUUAUUUCUAAUCGACUGACUAAAUGUAUAACUUGUGAAUAUAAAAACUAGACUAGAUAAAUCCCAAUAAUAAACUAGAGUAUACACAGAUCAAGCCACUAUCUUAAAAAGUUAGAGAUACUGUUUCCGAAAACUCCUCAACCCAAGUGCAACUAUACAUUGCUUAUAAAUAUAAUUAUUUUUUGAUCCCAACAUAUCCAGUGAAAAAUCGAUAAGUGAGGUUUGAGAAGAGUAGAGUGUACACACAUCUUACCACUAUCUCAAGAAGGUUCAUAGAGUCUGUUUCUGAAAGACCCUCGACUCAAUGCAGCUAUAUAGCUAGUAAAUGUAAUUAUUUUUUGAUCGAUGGGCUAAAUGUAUAACUUGUCCAUAUAAAAACUGGGCUAGGUAAGGCCCAAUAUCAGAAUUCCUUAAACCCAAGCCCAUUAGAGAAAGUGGACUGUAAAACCCUAAACCCCAAGGACUAGAACCUUCUACUACAAUCUUGAACUUGUCUGCUAAUAUAAAAGAUCCCAGCUUCAUCGUUUUCUCUUCUUCUACACACGCACACAAAGCAAAAAAGCAAAAAAGCAAAAAAGGGUCGGGGUGGUUUAAGCAGUAGAAGUAGAAAUGGCGAAGCGUUUGAUCCCAACACUGAACAGAGUAUUGAUUGAGAAGAUAACAGCUCCAGCUAAAACUACUGCUGGUAUUCUUCUCCCUGAGAAGUCUUCCAAGCUGAAUUCCGGGAAAGUUGUGGCUGUUGGGCCAGGGCUGCACGACAAGGCAGGAAACCGGAUCCCAACUGCCGUCAAGGAAGGUGACACUGUCUUGUUGCCUGAGUAUGGUGGUACUCAAGUCAAGUUGGGGGAGAAAGAGUUCCAUUUGUUCCGGGAUGAAGACAUUUUGGGGACACUGCACGACUGAGCAUCUAUAUAUUUGAGUUCAUUCACGCUGUUGAGUUUAAUUUAAGGGGGUUCAUUUCAAGGAUGUUUCUGGUUAAGUUAUCGAAUUGUUGACAAUUGUGUUUGAUACGUAAUGCAAUGAUAGUUGAAUAACCUUUGCACUUGUGUUCUUUUAGUAUUGAGUUCUUGACAUGGAAACCUUUUGGUACUGUUCAGUUGAGAGGCUUGUGGUUAACACAUUAUGCUUUAUGGCAAAUGCUUAUGUUGAUCAA
Messenger RNA from Capsicum annuum, 1256 nucleotides. RefSeq names its product 10 kDa chaperonin, mitochondrial. The record is from RefSeq and is a predicted model, not a curated record. Gene Ontology annotation, cellular component: mitochondrial matrix. The transcript is spliced from 3 exons. The coding region runs from base 713 to 1006 and encodes 97 amino acids. Gene Ontology annotation, molecular function: ATP binding; metal ion binding; protein folding chaperone. NCBI's taxonomy places the organism in Eukaryota, Viridiplantae, Streptophyta, Magnoliopsida, Solanales, Solanaceae.